GUUUAUUUGAGUCAUGUAAUUAUUCUUCGAUUUUACAAAAUAUUUCUUUGGUGCAAUUACAUUUUUUAUUUUUUCCGGAUAUGAAAUCGCAAAAUUGUGGAAGUGUCAUUGAACUAUAUAACUCCGUCGAGGAAUUUACUGUGCAAUUCUGCAAGAAACAACAUUACUUUAGUGAGAUCAAUUGAGCGUAGGUCGUGCCUGAUUAGCUUCUAGAGUUACAUCGUUGUUACCGAGUACGUGCAUAAUUGCUGGGUUCAUUCCAGUGUUCUCCAAGCAGAAGUACUCCUCGACAUCGUGGCUGUGCACAAUAAGUGGCGAGUGGCUCCAUUUUUUAUUUUUUAUUUUAAGACAAUACCAUUAUCGUCCCAAUAUUCUGUACACUUCGUGCGAAAUUUUUGAAGCAGUACAUGAACAAUAUAUCAUCCACGUAAAACUCUACUUGUAAUAAUACCUUAAUAUUUACGACUGAUUAAUGCUAAAAUAAUUUUCACAUCACCUGGAGAAUGUUCCCAUAUCGAAGAACCACUUCUAAGGGGACCAUUGAAUUCAGACCCAUUAAAAGUGAGGAUGUUGAACUUGCUAUUGCGAUUCAGCAACAAUCGAUGACUCAAGAAUGCAUAGCUAUAGGUGUUGGGAUGUUUGAAGAAUUUGGAGCACCGGAAGAGAUGAUUCCUCUCUUCAAAGAGGUCAUCAAAGACAGCUGCAGCAUUGUUGCAGUCCACUUGGAAAAGCAACAAGUUGUCGCUGUUGCAUUCAACAAGUUGCACGUUCCCUUAAACUCCGAAGAAGAGGAUCCCUUUUCUCUCUUUAUCCAGGAGAACAUUAAACACGCUUCUUGUCUGGGCCUCAUAAACUUCAUUAACAACAUCGAGUCGAAAGUGGAUCUUUUCGAAAAAUACGACGUCUCGGCCAUCUUAGAAAUAUUCUAUAUGGGAACAGAUUCCGAAUAUCGCGGUUGCGGAAUCGGGCAAGAACUCGUCGAGGCCACUAUAAAAUUCGUUAAAUGUUUAGCGGAGGGAAAAGUAACGAGAACUGAAAUUGGAGAAAACACAACGCUCGAAGAAGUCAAGCCGGAAGUGGUUUUCGGAGUUUUCGCUUCGAACUUCAGUCAGCGAAUCGCUGAAAAAUUCAACUUCACUUGGCUCGCGACUAUCAGCUACGACGAAUACCUCCACGAAGGGAAAAAACUAUCCGAAAGGAUAGGCAGCGAACAUAAAACAGCGCGAUUAGGCGCGAUUAAAGUGCAACAAUAGCGACAUUCAUUUUCGGGAAUUAGGAAAAAUUUUCAUCAAGAAAAUAUAUCGGUCGAAGCUAAUAAACGUUAAGCCUGAAAUUUGGAGCAACACUUUUCAAGAUCUUUUUAUACAAGUAUAUAUUAAUACAUAUACAAUUCGGUACAACGUUACGUUAUAAUAAUAAUAUAUAUAUGUAUAUCGCAUUGAGCACACGCAUAAGUCCAUAAAAUGGCGAAUGUAAUAUACGCUAGUCCGGCGCAACUAUAUUUUACACGACAGGCAAAUCAAUGACUAAUUCGAGAAAUACGUUAAAGACCAGUACCGUCAAUUGACAAUUGUUCCCAUAAUUAUGAAAGUGGUCUGUCAUAUAUUUUUUGUUUCGAAAUUACAUUGAAUUAAUUUCGUUUGAAAUAAUAUGGCGUGAAAUAACUGAUAAACUCAUUAUUUUUUUUUAAUUUUGACUUAGACCACUUUCAUAAUUAUGGGCACAAUUGACGUCUCGAGUUGUUAAUUGGCAAGUACGAAGCCGACGAGGUCGAAUUAGUCGGAGCCAUUUCUGCGUUUCGAUUUCGAGUUUGAACGUCACGACGCGUUCGCAAAAUUCGGGAGAAAGCACUGUUUAAUCGUAAAUACUGACACUGUGUUUGUAAAAGGGUGUCUAAUUGGAAACCUACUUUUGCGUCGCCAUCUUGGCGGGAAGACACACGGUACAGCUUGGUAAUUAAGACCUUUUCAGAUACUUCGCCUAACAAUAAACAUGAGGAUAAAAAAUUAACCAAUAAAUCGCCAAACAGACUGUUAAAUAAUUUCAUAUUUCAAACACUUUCGAAUACAAGCAAAGUGUAAAGUAAUAAGUACACGUAUACUGAAAGCGGGAAAAAAGUGUGCGCAAUUAUUUAAUAUCCUGCUUUUAUUAUGUGCAUCCUGGAUUUCCAGAUUUUUAACAGCCAAGACGCCAUGCUGAAUUUUCUGCAACGCGAUUUGUCAGUUUUUAUUGUUGUAAUUUCGGUUACUGUUACGCAAGGUAUUUGCGAAGGUCUUUAUACCGCUAAUUGCUUACGCCAUUACGUUGAUUUACCUCGAGUGAAAUGUGCCCAAUCGAUUCCGUGAACAGAAUUGUUUAUUUAUUUCUGACCGAAAUGGAUAGCACGUUUCGCUCGCAUUAAUCAUUUAUAUUAUGACAAUUGGCACGACAGGAGACUCGCAAAACUGUCUAUACACGCGUAUAUAUUUUUAUUUGACGUAACAAUCGCGAAGAAACACUUCAAAGACAAUGACUUAACGUUAGAACUUCUACGAAUGUCUGUACGAAUCGAACUUUGUAGAUUGAAAUAAUUUAAGCGCUGUAAACGCGUCUAAACAUUGCGAGGAGCUCCCGAAAGAUUUUGAUCAUACUUCGUCCUUACGAUGUGUAUCAAUGAAAAGAAAAAAAACAAAGAAAAGGAACAAUGCGACGUGCUUUUCGGUAGAAAUGCAUAGACUAGUUUUGACACUUUGCCAUUGUAUAACGACAGAUCGACUCGAUUAUGAGUCGACAUCGGAAGAUUUAGCUUGAAAACAUUCGAUCCCAAAAUAUCGAUUUCCCAUUAUCGCGCCUCGUUUGUUCGGCAUUGUUUAACAGAUCGAUUUUAAUAAUUCGAUCUAACACGGUAAUCGUCCUCGUCAAGUUCAUUGACAUCGGAUAAUACUGUACAAAGCAUUUAUAUCACGUCCUUUUAUAUUCCUGCAUCUAGUGAUAAAUAAAAAGAUCACUAUUUACGA
Molecule: messenger RNA, 2996 nt
Organism: Orussus abietinus
Lineage: Eukaryota; Metazoa; Arthropoda; Insecta; Hymenoptera; Orussidae
Exons: 3
Coding region: 504-1253 (249 amino acids)
Molecular function (GO): N-acetyltransferase activity
Source: RefSeq, a predicted model, not a curated record